GGAGCGUCUGUAGGCAGAGUCAAGGACUGUACCAAUACUUAUUCAAGAAGUUGUGAAUAGGAAUUAGCGAACAUGGUGUCUAUUUUGGAUGCUUUAUGGGAAGACCGAGAUGUCCGAUUUGACAUCUCGCCUCAGCAAAUGAAAAUGAGACCAGGAGAAGUUUGUAUUGAUUGUUUAGAUUCUAUUGAAGACACAAAGGGAAACAAUGGUGACAGAGGUAAACUACUGGUGACUAAUUUACGAAUAAUUUGGCAUUCCCUGGCACUUCCUAGAGUUAACCUUUCUGUUGGCUACAACUGCAUUAUAAACAUUACAACCAGGACUGCAAAUUCAAAACUUCGAGGGCAAACUGAAGCUCUGUAUAUUUUGACAAAGUGUAAUAAUACAAGAUUUGAGUUUAUAUUCACAAAUAUUGUUCCUGGAAGCCCUAGACUCUUCACUUCUGUCAUUGCAGUACACAGAGCAUAUGAAACAUCCAAGAUGUACCGGGAUCUCAAAUUAAGAGGAGCGUUGAUUCAAAAUAAGCAGUUACGGCUAUUGCCUCAGGAGCAAGUCUAUGACAAAAUCAAUGGAGUAUGGAAUUUAUCCAGUGAUCAGGGGAAUUUGGGAACCUUUUUUAUUACCAAUGUGAGAAUAGUAUGGCAUGCAAACAUGAAUGACAGCUUCAAUGUCAGCAUACCAUAUUUACAAAUCCGCUCAAUAAAGAUCAGGGACUCCAAGUUUGGUUUGGCACUUGUUAUAGAAAGCUCUCAGCAGAGUGGUGGCUAUGUACUAGGCUUCAAGAUAGACCCCAUGGAAAAAUUGCAAGAGGCUGUAAAGGAAAUCAAUUCAUUACAUAGAGUGUACUCAUCCAGCCCUAUAUUUGGAGUGGAUUACGAAAUGGAGGAAAAGCCUCAGCCUCUUGAAGAGCUAACAAUUGAGCAAGUUCUGGAUGAUGUGGAAAUAGAACCUGAUGAACAGACAGAUGCAUAUGCUGCUUAUUUUGCAGAUGGGAAUAAGCAACAAGAUCGUGAACCAGUGUUUUCAGAAGAAUUGGGACUUGCAGUCGAAAAACUGAAAGAAGGAUUCACUCUUCAAGGACUUUGGGAAGUGAUGGGUUGAAUGUGCUGUAAAUUUUCUUCUGUAGAUUAAAUUGUCAGAUGAUAGUUAAAUUGUGAAAUCCUGAUUAAGUCCUGUUAAAGGAGAGCUGUAUUAAGCUGAUCCUCUGUAUAGCAAUUUACUAAAACCACUCUGCUGAUGAUUAGGUUGGAAUAGCCUUUAUCUGUUUGAGUGUUUCUACGUACACUCUUUUAGUCAACAGUAUUGUGAAUUCGUAUAAAUAUGAUGGAUGAUAUCUUGAGUCACUGAAUUCUGUAUAGGAAAAAAAAAGAAUUGUGAAAACUA
Molecule: messenger RNA, 1383 nt
Organism: Protopterus annectens (West African lungfish)
Lineage: Eukaryota; Metazoa; Chordata; Ceratodontiformes; Protopteridae
Gene: BBS5
Product: Bardet-Biedl syndrome 5
Exons: 12
Coding region: 73-1101 (342 amino acids)
Biological process (GO): intracellular transport; cilium assembly
Cellular component (GO): ciliary basal body; BBSome
Molecular function (GO): phosphatidylinositol-3-phosphate binding
Source: RefSeq, a predicted model, not a curated record